Elephantulus edwardii (Cape elephant shrew) is the source of this 753-nucleotide messenger RNA. RefSeq names its product tetraspanin 7 (gene TSPAN7). The record is from RefSeq and is a predicted model, not a curated record. The coding region runs from base 4 to 753 and encodes 249 amino acids. Gene Ontology annotation, cellular component: membrane. The transcript has 7 exons. NCBI's taxonomy places the organism in Eukaryota, Metazoa, Chordata, Mammalia, Macroscelidea, Macroscelididae.
AGUAUGGCAUCGAGGAGAAUGGAGACCAAACCUGUGAUAACCUGUCUGAAAACCCUCCUUAUCAUCUACUCCUUCGUCUUCUGGAUCACUGGGGUGAUCCUGCUGGCCGUUGGAGUCUGGGGCAAACUCACUCUUGGCACCUAUAUCUCCCUCAUUGCCGAGAACUCCACCAAUGCCCCCUACGUGCUCAUCGGAACCGGUACCACUAUUGUCAUUUUUGGCCUGUUUGGAUGCUUUGCCACUUGCCGCGGCAGCCCAUGGAUGCUGAAACUGUAUGCCAUGUUUUUGUCCCUGGUGUUCCUGGCUGAGCUCGUGGCUGGCAUUUCAGGGUUUGUGUUUCGUCAUGAGAUCAAGGACACCUUCCUAAGGACUUACACGGAUGCCAUGCAGAAUUACAAUGGAAAUGACGAACGGAGCCGGGCAGUGGAUCACGUGCAGCGUAGUCUGAGCUGCUGUGGCGUGCAGAACUACACCAACUGGAGCACCAGCCCCUACUUCCUGGAUCAUGGCAUCCCCCCUAGUUGCUGCAUGAACGACACUGACUGUAACCCCCAGGAUCUACACAAUCUGACUGUGGCUGCCACCAAAGUUAACCAGAAGGGUUGUUAUGAUCUGGUGACCAGCUUCAUGGAGACCAACAUGGGAAUCAUCGCUGGAGUGGCUUUUGGAAUUGCAUUCUCCCAGUUGAUUGGCAUGCUGCUGGCCUGCUGUCUGUCCCGGUUCAUCACGGCCAACCAAUAUGAGAUGGUGUAA